Adineta steineri is the source of this 621-nucleotide messenger RNA. NCBI's taxonomy places the organism in Eukaryota, Metazoa, Rotifera, Eurotatoria, Adinetida, Adinetidae. The record is from the annotation of a GenBank genome assembly.
AUGAAUCGUUUUAGUGAUAUUGAUUCAACAUUGAAAAGACUUCCAGCAGUUUAUGGCUAUCAUAGUGAAGAACUUGUUUCACUUGAACAAGCCUUAGAAUCUAUUAAAUUACAAAUUAAUGGGUUAAAAUUUUAUAUAACAACAGCUAAAAAACAUUGCCAUUUUCCAUCAGAACACGGAUUAACACGUGAUGAAUCAGCUGCUGUUUAUAUUUAUACAAUGGAGUGGGGGAGAACAAGUUUAUAUCAUGUUCUUAAUGAAGCAUUAAGAGAUGCCAAUAGACAAAACAUUAUAAUAUGGCUUUCUUAUUUAAAAUUAUUCGAUACUGCAUUAGAUAAAUUACCAACUAUUAAAGAUAGUGUGUGGAGAGGUAUUCCACUUGAUAUUGGAAAGAAUUUUACCAAAGAUCAAGUUUUAACAUGGUGGACAGUUAAUUCUUGUUCAUCUUCAGUUAAAGUUAUUAAGAAUUUCCUUGGAAAUAAUAAAUCUUCAACUCUUUUCUUAAUCGAAAUUAUCAAUGGAAAAAAAGUAUCUGGUUACACAGUAUAUCAGGAUGAAGAUGAGAUUAUUUUGAAAAUUGGAACACAGUUUCGUGUUAAAAGUGAUCCAUUAGAACAGUGA